CUCACGUCAAAAACAGGAUUUGCGUUCGAGCUCCGACCUCAAGUCUGUGUCCUUUUUAAAACGUUUAUAUUUAUUUAUUUUCAGAGGAGGGACAACAUCAAACUACACAGACAAGAGUGAAAAUUACCGACGGUGUCAACACGGGGAGAACUCUUAUUCAGCCCUGAAACGUUUGUAUCUCUCCUCGAAAGGCUGAAAAACUACGUUAAACGUCAGUGAGCAGCCGGCCGAAUGGAUCGAUACGACAACUUGGAUUUGGAGUGUGAUGGAGAUGGAGGAAACGUCGCACAAAAGACGGCUUUAUUUGGUGGGAUUUUCAAGAAGUCUUCCAAAAAUUCAGAACCAUCUCUCAAAGCACAGGACAAUUUCUCUGUAAACGGAGAUCUUUCAAAUGGAGACGACAGCCUGGCUGAAGCAAACCCCAGCAGGGACAAAGGAGGAGUGCUGAAAGGGAUGUUUAAGAAGACAAACAAAUCUUCCCCAGAGGAUGAGCCACAGGCGAACGCGCCGUCUCUAAAUCCUGAACUGUCCGCCAGUAGCGACAGCUUAACAGACAACAAAGCGUCAAAAGACAAGUCGAGCCUCUUUGGUGGGAUACUGAAACGAUCCCCUCGACCGGGACAUGCGCGCCGGCCCUCCCAGGACCUUUUGGAGCUCUCAGCCAGCAGCGACAGUCUGUCUGACAACACAAAGGAGCCGGGAGGAAUGUUCAGCGGUAUGUUUAAAAAGCCCCCAAAACCCAGUGGAUCAAAGGCGCCGUCUCAGGAGGAUUUGUCGGCUCAGAGCGAGCUCUCAGGAAGCAAAGAUGACCUUUCAAAUAACAAGGAGUCUGGUGGGAUGCUCAGUGGUAUGUUUAAAAAGUCCCCAAAGCUCUUUGGAGCGAGGGCACAAUCCCAGGAGGAUUUGUCUGCAGACAAGGAGCUCUCAGGCAGCAGCGACAGCCUCUCAGACAACCUGAAAAAGGAAAAAGGAGGACGCUUCGGUGGCAUGUUCAAGAGGAAAGGUGCCAAAUCUCAGUCUCAGGAUGACUUAUCUGUGGAUGAUGAACUAUCUGCCAGCAGUGAGAAUCUAACAGAGAAGCCUUCAAAGGGUGGAGUGGCAGCAAAGCUCCUAAAGAAUCCUUUCAGCUCAUCAUCUCAGGAGAAGGAAAAGGCAGAGAACUCUGGAGACUCAAACGAGAACAGCUCUGCAGCACAGAUACCCAAAGCCAAACAGAAUGGUGUGAGUGCAGUAAUGAAGAGCACUUUUUACACUGAUAAACAGAAGAGCUCCAACACGAAUGAUGAGCAGACUGCAGAUGGAGACAGCCAGCCUGGUCACAAACAGAGUAAACUGGCUGGCGCGAUGACGAAACUCAAUCCAUUCCGAGCUGCUCAUAGACAAGAGAAGCAGACAGGAUUAGAGGACGAGGAUACAAGCAAUGAAAAGCCAUCAAGCCACAAACAGAAUGACGCUGAUGACACAGAGACACUCGAGGAGAAUGGAAAGCAACUGGAGAAGUCUGAGCCGGUCAAAAGUAAUUUGAUGCCGCCGGAAAGGAAGCCAAGACAUGAAACACCAAAAGUCCCACCCAGACCAACCAAAGAGGAGAUGAAGUCGACGUCCCCUCCCAGCAAACUAAAGCCUAGACAAAUGGAGGAAAAGUGCCAGUCGGAAGAUGAAGGCACCAAAGAUGAAUCUGCUGUAACCAAAAAUGAUGACGAGGAUCCUCAGGAGAGUAAACGGACGAAGAUGAAAAAGCACAAACAUCAUAAUCCAUUCAUGCCUCAUGCUGCUAAAAAGACUGCGUCUGAUGAUGAGGAACUUAAAGAUGAGGAGGAGUCUUCAUCCAAAGAGGGAGCAACAGAAGAAGAGGGAAAGGACAAAACUGAGACAAACGUCAAGAAACCAAAGAGGCACAAUCCUUUCAUGCCUCGGGUCAAGGCUAAAGUCGUUCCAAAGCGCACACCAGGCGAUGCUGAAGGCGGCCCUGAAGGCAACACAGCAGAGAAUGAAGGUGCCAGCAGGUCUCUCUUUGACCAACUGGAGGACUUCCGUGUUGAACCCUCACAGCCUGAAAACAGCCAGGAUGUGGAGGAUCUCAUGGACUGGUGGAACACGGUGGAAGGUCAGAGGGUGGCCUCACUGUUGGCAGUCUGUGAGCUAGCCAGGUGCCCAAGAUGGGAGGACACGCCUCAAGUUGACGACAUGACAGAAAAAGAAGAAGCCAAGGCCUUCGCGGUGACGGCAGAGAAAGUGCAGAAGGGCAUCCGCGUCUUCAACAAGCUGUUCUCGGAGCGGGCGGAGAGCCUGUGGCAGCACGUCAUCGACCUCAACGGCAUCGCCGACGCCCUGGACAAGUUCAACAAAAAGACCAAGAUCGCUCAGAUCACCGGCGGCUCCACCAGCGCCAUCGGGGGCGUGGCCACCAUCGCCGGCCUGGCCCUGGCCCCCGUCACCAUGGGAACCUCUCUGAUCGUGACGGCGGUGGGCCUGGGCGUGGCCACCGCCGGGGGCCUGACGUCGGCCGGCGCCGGCAUCUCCAACCAGGUCAACAACUCCAUGGACCGCAAGAAGGUGGAGAAGAUCGUGGAGGACUACCAGGAGAAGAUGGUGGACCUGAACAAGGGCCUGAAGUUCAUCAAGCAGGGGAUCGAGAACCUGCGCCGGUUCGACCUCAUCAAGAUGAAAAAGCACGCCUACAACCGCGACUUCCCCGCCCUCACCAGCAGCUUCUACGAGGACGGCGCCAUGGCCGGGAAGGCCAUCCUCAUCAACGCCAACGAGAUCAUGCGCGUGGUGCAGAUCGCCAACGUGGCGGGAAGCACGGCGGCGCGCGCCGUGCAGAUCGCCAGCAUGGCCACCGGCGUGCUCACCGGCCUCUUCGUGGGCAUGGACAUCUACUUUGUGGCCAAAGACUCCAAAGAGCUCAAGAAGGGGGCAAAGUCGGAGUUCGCCGCCAAAAUCCGGGAGGUGGCCACGCAGCUGCACGACGGCCUGGUGGAGCUGAACGGCAUCCGGGAGGAGCUGCAGUCCACCACGCCGGAGCACGCCGGCGAAAACACGGCCGGCGACGAAGGCACCAAAGAGAAACACGACAAGUACGACAGUUCAGACGAAGACGAAAUCGACCGCAUUAAGAAAGCCAUCAAGAAAGACAUGGAGAGCAGAGAAUACGUGUGAGCCCCAACAAGCUUCUCAAGGACAGACGGCUUCUCUUGGGGCUUUAUUAAAACUAAAACUGUCCGGGGCAUUUCCAGUCCCCCACCGGGCAGAAGUCGGCCUCGGCCAGCUGUCUGUCAGGGAACCGACUUCAGCCCAUGUGCGCCACAAUAACUGGAACUGAGAUUUGUGGUGUAAACAGAGCUGUUUUAUUUUAACUACUUCUCUUGUGGAGAUGUUUUCAGUAAAUGGGUAACAGAGGCUUUGUUAGAGUUAGGCAGACCAUUAUGGUAAAAUGAGAUGAUGCAGUAAAUAUUUUCUGACUAACUGAAGAACAGGGCGUCCUGAAAGGGGCAGCGUGCUGCUGAGCUGCUUUUCAGGCUGCUUGUUAAGAACAUGAACAGAGCAAAGACGGCCUCAGAUGAUCUGAGGCAAAAAUGGGACAGGUACUCCACCAGUCUGUGGACAAAGCUUUUUUAUUAAGUUUGAUUCUGGUCUCACACUCAUUGUAAACUAACUGUUUAUACUCAACAAAUGUCCUGAAUAAUGUUUAAAACAGCUAUUGGGCCAAAGGCAAUACAUUAUGCACAAACUAACCAGAUCCGCCAAUCCUUUGAUGAAGAUAAUGUGUUUUUUCGUUUGAUUAUACGCUGAUUAAAUGUGCUGCUAGCAUUGGUGCACUGAACUGACAUUUGCUCAUCAGUCCUGUUUUUAACCCUAUUUUUGUGUGUCUGUCUUUUUUAAAAUUCUAUUUUUAUUUGACCCUAAAACUAAACGCGACUGUCUGAGCCUGUAAUGGCACCCUGGGGUCAUCAGGUGAAGGAAACCUGGGGGCCUCAGGCUGUCUCAGAUGCUGAUCAAAUACACUUCUGGACAUUUAUUGUCUGUGUUACAUCUCUUUUGCUUCAUCAGACCGUUAGGCUGCUGUGCUCCGAUUGGGUCAGCUGUUCUGGGCUCUGAUCGAAUCUAACUCCUAUUUAUUGUUUUGUUUUUCCUCUUCUGGCUGGAUUUGAUCAGUCAGGGAAACUUUUUAUGUGCAAUUUAAACGUGUAAAUAAAUGUUAAAUGAAGCCCCA
Menidia menidia (Atlantic silverside) is the source of this 4216-nucleotide messenger RNA. The record is from the annotation of a GenBank genome assembly. Lineage: Eukaryota; Metazoa; Chordata; Actinopteri; Atheriniformes; Atherinopsidae.